GCAUGUGUGGCUGCCGGACGUGCUGACGGCGGGCCGCCUGCCCUUGCUUCUGGUCCUCCACGGUUCAAGGCCGAUGGACUGGGACUUCCUGUCCUUUACCGAGCGAUGGCAGCGCGAUGCCCAGCGCCAUGGCGUCGCUAUACUGAUCCCCGAGUCUCGUGGUCCGACCUGGGACUACUUGCUCACAGGGCAGCGGAAGGAUAUGGACUUUAUCCAGUUCGCCAUGGGCGAGGUCUGCCGCCAGGUGCCGAUAAAUGGCAGCAACAUCGCCGUCAUGGGCAUGUCAGAUGGGGGCUCCCUGGGGCUCUCCAUGGCGCUUCGGAAUCCGUCGCUCUUUAGAACGGCGCUGGUUCAGGCUGUGGGCUUCUUCGUUGACCCGCGUGGCGAUGCUCCAGAAAAGCCGCGAAUCUUCCUGGAGUACGGCGCAAAGGAUCGGCUCUUCACGCCGGAGGCGGUUGCACGACCGCUCUGUGCGCGGCUCCAGUCAGCCGGGUACUCUGUUCAAUUCUCUAUGGUUCCGGAAGCAGGACACAUGGUCCGGGAGGAGUUUUUCGCCGCUGCACUGAGCUUUUGGCUGGCAGAGAAGACCGAGCUCGCAGCGUGA
Symbiodinium sp. CCMP2456 is the source of this 604-nucleotide messenger RNA. The record is from the annotation of a GenBank genome assembly. NCBI's taxonomy places the organism in Eukaryota, Dinophyceae, Suessiales, Symbiodiniaceae.